AUGAAUAUCUUCCGUUUAACAGGUGAUAUCGCCCAUCUGACUGCGAUCAUCAUUCUGCUUCUUAAAAUCUGGAAAACACGAUCCUGCUCCGGUGUUUCCGGCAAGUCGCAAAUCCUCUUUUCCCUCGUGUACAUUACACGCUACCUAGACCUCUUUACCAACUUUGUUUCACUCUACAACACCUUCAUGAAGAUCAUCUUUAUGGCCUCGUCUCUGGGCACGGUGUACCUCAUCUACCACAAGUUUAAGGUUACCUACGAUCGCCAGGCUGACACCUUCCGCAUGGAGUUCCUCAUCAUCCCGGCUGCUAUUCUCUCCCUUCUGAUUCGCCAUGAGUUCACCGUCAUGGAGGUUUUGUGGACCUUUUCAAUUUACCUCGAAGCAGUGGCCAUCCUGCCGCAGCUUUUUAUGGUUUCCAAGACCGGCGAGGCUGAGACAAUCACCGCUCACUACCUGUUCGCCCUUGGCUCCUACCGCGGCCUGUACCUGCUGAACUGGAUCUGGCGCUACUACUCUGAAAGCUUCAUCGACUGGAUCGCCAUCAUUGCCGGUGUCGUGCAAACCGUACUCUACUGUGACUUUUUCUACCUUUACGUAACUCGAGUGCUCCACGGCCGCAGAUUGAGGCUCCCCGCCUAA
Rhagoletis zephyria (snowberry fruit fly) is the source of this 639-nucleotide messenger RNA. NCBI's taxonomy places the organism in Eukaryota, Metazoa, Arthropoda, Insecta, Diptera, Tephritidae. The record is from RefSeq and is a predicted model, not a curated record.